This is a messenger RNA of Dipodomys spectabilis (banner-tailed kangaroo rat), 2891 nucleotides long. It is a transcript of the gene Hoxa9, whose product is annotated as homeobox A9. Gene Ontology annotation, biological process: regulation of transcription by RNA polymerase II; anterior/posterior pattern specification; proximal/distal pattern formation. Gene Ontology annotation, cellular component: nucleus. The coding region runs from base 897 to 1715 and encodes 272 amino acids. The record is from RefSeq and is a predicted model, not a curated record. The transcript is spliced from 2 exons. NCBI's taxonomy places the organism in Eukaryota, Metazoa, Chordata, Mammalia, Rodentia, Heteromyidae. Gene Ontology annotation, molecular function: DNA-binding transcription factor activity, RNA polymerase II-specific; RNA polymerase II cis-regulatory region sequence-specific DNA binding.
UGUUGGCUACUCUGGAGUGAAUACUGCGUUGAAUUUGACUCUUUUUUUUUUUUCUGGCUGGCCAGGGGAAACUCGCAUCUCAGAGGACCCGAAGGAUUAUUUACAGGGCGCUCACCAACCAAACACAACAGUCUAAUUUAACCUUUCCAAGUCCUCAUAAAUUUUUACAGCUGGGAGCCACAGCAAGGCAAACGAAUCUGUUGGUCGUUCUCGACUUCCUACCAGCCUGUGUGGCUUCUGAAACAAUAACUCCUUAUGAAAUAUCAUAAAUAUAGAUUUAAAUACAGUAGAGUGAGAAUGCGAUUUGGCUGCUUUUUUUAUGGCUUCAAUUAUUGUCUAAUUUUAUAUGAGGGGGCUCCGCCGGCCUCACUCCGCACGCGGACCCGCGCCUUCCUGAUAGCGUGAUUAAUUGUGAUAUAAAAUAGUCCGCUUAAGAAAUGUGUGUGUGUGUGUGCGCGCGCGCGCGUGUGUGUGUGUGUGCGCGCGCGCGCGUGUGUGCGGUAUGGGGUGGUAGGAGGGCAGGGGAGAGAGUCUAGAGGCAAAGGCCCGAUUUGAUCUUUUCAUCUUCGUUGGCCACAAUUAAAACAAACCCGAUUGUGGAGCGGUGCGAUCCCUUUGCAUAAAAACAUAUGGCUUUUGCUAUAAAAAUUAUGACUGCAAAACACCGGGCCAUUAAUAGCGUGCGGAGUGAUUUACGCGUUAUUGUUCUGCCGGGCGGGCACGUGACGCGCGUGGCCAAUCGGGGCGCGGGCGCCGGCAACUUAUUAGGUGACUGUGCUCCCCCCCCUCCCCCGCCACCCCCCGGGUGCCACCAAGUUGUUACAUGAAAUCUGCAGUUUCAUAAUUUCCGCGGGUCGGGCCGGCCGGGCGGGCGGGCCAGGCGCGGGGCUACGGCAAUGGCCACCACGGGGGCUCUGGGCAACUACUACGUGGACUCCUUCCUGCUGGGCACGGACGCGGCGGAGGAGCUGAGCGCCGCCGGCCGCUACGCGCCGGGGCCUCUGGGGCAGCCCCCACGGCAGGCGCCCGCGCUGGCCGAGCACCCCGACUUCAGCCCUUGCAGCUUCCAGUCCAAGGCGGCGGUGUUCGGCGCCUCGUGGAACCCGGUGCACGCGGCGGGCGCCAACGCCGUGCCCGCGGCCGUGUACCACCACCACCACCACCCCUACGUACACCCCCAGGCGCCCGUGGCCGCUGCGGCGCCGGACGGCAGGUACAUGCGCUCCUGGCUGGAGCCCACGCCCGGCGCGCUCUCCUUCGCGGGCUUGCCCUCCAGCCGGCCUUACGGCAUUAAACCUGAACCGCUGUCGGCCAGAAGGGGUGACUGUCCCACGCUUGACACCCACACUUUGUCCCUGACUGACUAUGCUUGUGGUUCUCCUCCAGUUGAUAGAGAAAAACAAUCCAGCGAAGGCGCCUUCUCCGAAAACAAUGCUGAGAAUGAGAGCGGCGGAGACAAGCCCCCCCUCGACCCCAAUAAUCCCGCGGCCAACUGGCUUCACGCGCGCUCCACGCGGAAGAAGCGCUGCCCCUACACCAAGCACCAGACGCUGGAACUGGAGAAAGAGUUCCUGUUCAACAUGUACCUCACCAGGGACCGAAGGUACGAGGUGGCCCGACUGCUCAACCUCACCGAGAGGCAGGUCAAGAUCUGGUUCCAGAACCGCAGGAUGAAAAUGAAGAAAAUCAACAAAGACAGAGCAAAAGACGAGUGAUGCGAGGCGGGUUGAGUUAGCAAACAGAGCAAGCUAGAGAGAAAGCGAAAGGACGGGCUGUCCCCUUCCUCUGGCCGCCCAUCCCAGCCAAAGGCCCUGGCACAACGCUGCCCUAACCCCCCAGGUCUCCCCCAAAUCCUGCUCAGGCUGGCUCCUAGGCUUUCGGCUUUGAUGGAGGAGGUAUUGUAUGCUUUCCACUUUCUGUCAGGAAAAUAAAAUUUAAAAAAAAAAGAGGGCAUUAAUGCUGAUGGCUGUGCGUGCUAGCUUGUAUAUAUUUAAAAAAAUAUCUACCUGCUCCUGACUUAAAACAAAAGAAAAAAAACUACCUUUUUAUAAUGCACAACUGUUGAUGGCGGGCUGUAGAGUUUUAGUUAUGUAGUUAAUUUAAUUUGCUCUUUGUUCGGGCAGAUCCCUCUGCUCCUAUACUUGAACACUGUGCUUUAUUGUGGUAAUUAUGUUUUGUGACUCAAACUUCUGUGCUGGGUGAGGUACCCGUUGUUGUGUUUGUGGAAGCUAGAAUUCAAUUUAAACUCAGGUUGUUUGGGGUGGGAGGGAAACAGUUGCAUAGAGUAUAGCUCUGUAGUGGGAUACACGUCUUUCUGUAUAACUAGGCUGUUAACCUAUGAUUGUAAACUAGCGAUAAGGAUUUUCCAGUGAAAUAAAAUUUGAAAAAAAAGGGGGGGUGGUUAGUUCUCCAGGAAGCAUAGAUUCAUGGUUUCUCCUCUUUGGAAAUGGAGACAUUUUGGGCUCUAAUGCUAUAUAGUUCUGUCUUGUCCAUUGUAUAUAUAAUCUAUAUAUCAAGAAAAAAAUUUCAUAAUCAGAUAAGCUUGAAUAUUGUUGUUGUUUUGGGUGUUUUUUUUUUUUUUUGCACCAGAGGAACAGCGAGGAAAUUCGGAGCUAUACAUAUGUGCAGAAGGUUACUACCUAUGGUUUACUUAAUUUUAAUUGGGGAAAAAUGAAUGAUUAUUGUAAUGGAGUUAAUUUUAUUGAUAAUAAAUUAUACACCAUAAACCGCCACUGAGCUGCUGUACAUUUGUAUCCUUGAUGAAUUUUGAGUUUCCAUCGGGCUGAACAUACACUGUAUAUUUUGCAAUAAUUACCUCAAGGCCUACUGACCAAAUUGUUGUGUUGAGAUAUUUAACUUUUUGCCAAAUAAAAUAUAUUGAUUCUUUUCUA